ACUUGGCAUUUGAUUUACAGCUAGCUUCACAAUCUUUCAUAGUUCAUUCGAAAUCUUGCGUGCGUCAGGUUGUGUUCAGAAAUGCAGUGAACAAAAUGUUGUUGUCUUUUCAAUAUCGUAUUAGUUUCGUGGCAUUUGUGUGUUUAUUUUCUGGUGUUAUUUGCGUCCGGCAAUAUGGAAGUACGGGAAAUAAUUUAUACGUAGUGGAAGAUACCGCUCAGAGUGGAGGGAAACUAACUGUAAUCAAUAGACAUGAUGAUAGCGAAAGUCCCUUGUUGGAAAGGAGAAAACGAGAUGCGGCCAUACAGUCACCGACCGAGCAGAAAAACAUCAGUAUAUGGACUACCCAAUUGAAAGACAGCCAUCAGCAACUGAUGGUGCACUGGGUCGGUGAAGGUUCCAAUGUCAUUAUAUGCUUGGCUCGAGACUCAAGUCCAAGGAAUAAAGGUGGACUUUCACCAUCAGCCCUUUUCAUCUCUUAUGACUAUGGCAAGAACUUCACCAACAAAACUGAAAGCUUCAGGCUUGGGUCAGAACCAGAUAGUGGAUAUGCUCAGCUGGACAAAUUCUUCAACCAUCCGAAGUACCCUGAAUUUUGCGUGUUCGUGGAUUCUACUAAUAUGAAGUUAUAUUACACGAGUGACAAUGGAAGGAACAUACAUAGGUCAGAUCUGUCGUUCUCUCCUACUGAAUUGGCUUUCGACGAGGAGUUCCCGGACAAAUACGUCAUCCUGGACAAAGUGGAUUCAAACAGGAAGCUAUACCUAACCCUCGAUGGCGGAAAGACGUUCAAAAUGAUCCAAAGCUUUGUGAAAACGUUCUUCUGGUCGUCCGGGCCGGGGUACCCGAAGGUUUUCUACGUGGAGCGGUGGAAGCCGGACGGCACUAGCACGGUUUUCAGCGCGAGCGAUCCCACCGACCUGAUCAACGCCGAAGUGUUGUUUGAAGAGGCCAAGGACUUCCAGAUCAAAGGGGAUUAUAUGUUCGCCACCAAGCAGAGCAAAGAGAGAAACACGUUACACCUAUACAUUUCUCAUCAACGAGGACCGUUCUACAAAGCGGAGUUCCAAACCGAGUUGGAUCUUCGUAAGUUCCAUAUCGCAGAUGUGACCGACAAACGUAUAUUUGUCUCUGUCAUGCACACGGAGUCGCUGGCGAACCUGUACGUGUCCGAGAUAGGCAGGAACUUCACUCAGUACAAUUUCGUGUUAAGCAUGGAACAGAUUCUGUGCUACUUCCCCGAUGGGAACUGGAGGAAUAGUUGGCUGGAGGAUGUAACCGAAGAUCCAUUCACGGAUUUAUACCGUGUAGAAGGCCUAAAAGGAAUCUACAUAGCUUCUCGGGUAGAUUCCAAAGCGCCUGUCGCCAACAUCGGCCCGGAGCACCUGAUAUCGUUGAUCACCUUCGAUCAUGGAGUCACGUGGUCGCCUAUCAAACCACCCACUGAAGAUGAGAAUGGUAAACCGCUGAGCUGCCACAUCGAGAACUCGUGCAGUCUACACUUGUGCCAGAAAUUCAGUCAACUGUAUCCGGUAACAAGCCCACCAGGAAAUGUCAUUACAAACGGUCUGAGGUCGGCAAGUAUAAUGAGCUCUAAAUCAGCGCCGGGCGUGAUAAUGGCUACUGGAGUGAUGGGCAAAUCCCUAAAAGGAAUCCCAGGAGUAUACAUGAGUAGAGACGCCGGACUUACUUGGAAGAGGAUCCUGAAGGAUUACUAUUUCUUCAACUACGGAGACCACGGCGGCGUUCUAGUUGUUGUCAAGUACUUCAAGUCGCGCGGCGAGACCAGACGAAUUCUGUAUUCGACGAACGAAGGCAUCGAAUGGAACUCAUAUCAGUUCAACGCCGAUGACCUGCGUAUCUACGGACUGAUGACUGAGCCUGGCGAGAACACCACUACGUUCACCAUGUUUGGAUCUGCCAACGAUCAACACCAGUGGAUCAUCAUUACCAUUGACCUAAGGAACACUUUCAAUCGCAAUUGCACCGCUGAUGAUUACAAAUUCUGGUCUCCGUCGCCACCCAACUCUUCAGUGUCUUGUGUGCUUGGUACCAGAAAUAUAUUCCAACGAAGACUAGCCCACACUAACUGCUACAAUGGUAUUGACUACCAACGGCCAGUAAAACAGGAGGUCUGUGAAUGCACCCGAAGAGAUUUCGAAUGCGAUUUUGGAUUCAUGUUGUCGGGCGAAGAAUGUAUUCAAAACAAGUCUGUCAAAUUCGACCCGUAUUCCAUCCCACCUGAUUGUCACGAAGGUGACUACUACAAACGGACAAAAGGUUACAGAAAGAUCGAUGGGAAUGCGUGCACCAUAUCUGGUUAUAUGGCUUAUGCACCGGACACCAUCCCCUGUCCAAUGGGAGAGCCUACAGAAUUCAUGUUAGUCGCGUUACGGGACAAAAUUGCCAGAAUAGACCUUUCAAACAAUUUUACUCUCUAUCCUGUGGAAGGCCAAAAGAACAUCGUCGCAAUCGAAUUUGACUUGAAGACUAACUGUAUUUAUUGGGCUGAUAUCGAAUCGGACAAGAUUAUGAGACAAUGUUUUGGGACGUUCGGCACCCCCCAAGAGGUGAUAGUUGAUACAGACUUAGCAAGUAUCGAAGGUAUGGCUCUAGACUGGAUAUCAAAUGUCCUGUUCUUUGUGGAUGGAUUGAGGAAGAAGAUUGAGGCAGUCAGGACUGAUCUAACAAGCGAAGGGAGGAUGAGAGUCACUAUUCUGGACUACACACAUCUGUCGAAGCCGAGAGGUAUUGCUGUCCAUCCCAAAGCGGGCUAUCUGUUUUGGACGGACUGGGACAGGAGCGCCCCAUCAGUCUCUAGAUCGAGGCUUGACGGUACUGAAGUGAAAAAAUUGUUUGGCAAUCCGAUAGUGCAGUGGCCUAAUGGAAUCACUAUCGAUCAAAUGUCAGAGAGGAUUUACUGGGUGGAUGCUAUGGAGGAUUACAUCGCCAGCUCCGAUCUGGAGGGCCGGUACCUCCGGAGGAUAUUGUGGAACGACGACAAAGUCAUCCAUCCGUUCGCCGUCGCCGUUCUGAAAGACAAGAUGUACUGGGACGAUUGGAAAGCGAAGUCGAUAUUCAUUGCUGAUAAGGACACUGGUGAUAACGUGAUAACGAUCAAUAAUUCGUUCUCCGGGUUGAUGGAUUUGAAGGUGUUCGCACACUCCGUUCAGUAUGGAAUUAAUGCGUGCUCAUAUAAAAACACCAGUUGUGAUGCCCUGUGUUUGGGCAUGCCGAAUAACAAGUUCAGUUGUCUAUGUCCCGAUGGGUUUAGGAAGUCGAACGGGAAGUGCGUCUGUCCUGACGGAGCGGAACCACUGGCCAACAUGACGUGUCCGAAGUCAGUUGGUGCUACGUGCGGACCGGAGCAGUUCGCGUGCAAGUCCCGCAACGCGUGCAUCCCGCUGUCGUGGCGCUGCGACGGCAACAACGACUGCGGCGACCUGUCGGACGAGCUGGGCUGCCUGUGCACGCCGCCCAUGGUCGCGUGCGACAACACGCGCUGCUACAUGCCGCACUGGAAGUGCGACGGAGAUGUCGACUGCAUUGACAUGAGCGAUGAGAAAGAUUGCGGUCAUCAUAAUUGCAGCGAAAAUCAGUUCCAAUGCGGCAACGGGCACUGUAUAGAGAAACGAUGGGUGUGCGACGGCGAUAAUGACUGCAAGGAUGGAUCUGAUGAACGCAAUUGUACGGUUCAAGUGAAACGUCCAGACAUAGUGAGCUGCACCGGCAACGGUUUCUCCUGCGGUAACGACACGGAGCUGUGCGUGCCUCACUCGUGGGUGUGCGACGGCGACAGCGACUGUCCCAACGGCGCGGACGAGCUCGAGGACCGCUGCAAGAACUCCACUUGCGCGCCGUACAUGUUCCGCUGUCCUUCCGGCAAGUGCAUCUUCAAGACUUGGGUAUGCGACGGUGAGAAUGAUUGUGGUGACACGGAAUCCUCCGACGAGCAAAACUGUCCCAAUAUAGGCCAUUCGAAACUGCUGCCGGAUCCGGCGGUAGAGCGGCCUAACUUCCCCGUGAACACCACCUGCCUUAACUGGAUGUUUAAAUGUGAUAAUGGGAACUGCAUACCCGAUUGGUGGAGGUGCGACAGUAUCGACGAUUGUGGCGACCAUUCCGAUGAGGUUGGGUGCGGUUUGGUGUUGCCAGAGCCUAAAGCUGUGAUCCCAGAACACUCGCUGUCUAGACAGAAAUGCGGCAAGAAUCAGUUCACAUGCUCGCCAGGCGUGUGCAUCCCGCUGGCGUGGGUGUGCGACGGGCCGGAGGACUGCGCGGACGGCGCGGACGAGGCCGGGUGCGGCGCGCGCCCCGCCCCGCCCGGCGCGUGCGGCGCGCGCGACGCGCCCUGCGCCGACGGCCGCGGCUGCGUGCCCGCCGCCAGCCUCUGCGACGGCACGCCGCAGUGCGCCGACGGCAGCGACGAGCUGCACUGCGCCGCACAUGGCCAAAAGCCGGCAUCGAACUGUUCAGCGGGCUACAUCCAGUGCGACGAGGGUCGAUGCGUGUCGCAGGCGGUUGUGUGCAAUGGCCGACAAGACUGCUACGAUGGCAGCGAUGAGUUGAACUGCUCCAGCACCAGCGACAAUCGCAUGUAUCAGUUCUUGAGUAUCGGAGUGGACCAGACAUCGAUAAAUUCUACCAGUUUUUUGAUAUCAUGCUGGAUGGCGCAACAGAAGAUGGUCCUGUACAGCUUCUUGCCUUCCAUCUCGAAGGUCAGCGAUGGCAAAUGGACGAACAUGUCUUGGACAAACGAUAGUAUAUACAGGUUCACGAACUUGGAGCCGUUCACGAAUUACAACGUAACGUUCUACAUCCGCGACAGCAAGUCGAACAGGACCUACGCCUCUAACAAAUAUGUCAACACUACCACCAGACAAGGAAUACCAUCGCCACCAACGAAGCUAAGCGUGCGUCAACUGAUCGGAAACGUCGUGCAAGUACUGUGGGACAAGCCCGAAAACCCCAACGGCGUCAUUCAGUACUACAAGCUUUACUACUCGCCGCCGUCUCCGUGGAACAUGAAACUGUAUCGUGCGAACGACACGAAGACGCAGUCGGUCAAUUUGAAGGCGUAUUUCGUGCCGAAUACGAAUUAUUCGUUUUGGGUAAUGGCGGUAAACGACCUGUACACUUCUAAUUCGUCCGAAGUGGUGUAUCUGACGUUCGAUAUCGGCGGCGAUGUCGAUGAGCUGUCCAACGUUAGUAUGUCGCGGAUCAAUACGUCGGCGGUGUACCUGGAGUGGCACAAGAUCCGCGGUGUGGAGGGAUAUUCGGUGCAGGUUCGCCCGCCCAUGGAGUACGCCAAACCGCCGCCGCUAAAAACCACUAAUAAUAGUAUUACUGUAACAAAUCUGCCGCCUGGCGUGGACCUGUUGAUCGACGUAAGCGCUUACAAAAACUCGAUAUUCGGUGUGCCGUUCACGAUCCCUUUGAAAACCGAAGGCGAACCGGACGUAAUGUUGAACUUUAGCGCAAUUCUACUGAUAGAGAAACGCACCUCAGUGGAACUGCUUUGGUCGCCGCCAGUCGAUAAACGAUACCAGAAUAAGGAGUUAGUGUACGAAGUGCAUUAUACCAAUAUGAUACACAGGACGAAUCCCGGAGAAAUGUCCAAUGAUACAAGAAUAUUGACGAAGAACACAAGCAUCGUCAUCGAUAACCUGCAUCCUUGUGAGAGCUACGAGUUCACUGUGGGUCUCCUCGGCGGACCUCUAGCACCGCACUUGGAAAUUAUCACUAGAGAAAAUUCAAAAGCUCCAGUCAAAAAAUUGCACGUGUUCUACGAUGAGGUGAAUGGCAACAUGACUAUCUCCUGGGACGCAGGUUGCGACGCGCUAAGGAAGCCAGUUACCUAUAUACUGGACAUAACGGAGGAGACGUUGAUGAAAAGGAAUCGUUUCGCAAUGGUCCCGUCUACAAUCUCGCAUUACGAGCACGUCAUACACAACGUGCCGUUUGGCGGCAGAUACAAUAUAUGCGUAUACCCGGCGGAGGUGGCGGCGGGAGAGGGCGCGGGCGUGCAGUGCGUGCGCGCGCGCGCCGGCGUGCUGCCCGCGCCGCGCGCGCUGUCGGCUCGCCGCGCCGCCGACUCGCACCUCAUCGUCACGUGGGCGCACGUGCCGCCCGCGCACAGCUACAAAUUCGAAGUGCUAGUGUCAAGUAAAGAGAUCCCCGACGACCUGCUCAAGCCGACGGACGAAAUGAUAUCGGUGGUGGCGUAUUCGUCGCCGGUGCUGAUGACGGCGCCGUUCGAGUCGGACGGGCCGCUGUACGUGAGCGUGCGCGCUGUCACCGAGGAGGGCUACUACAGCGACCUCAGCGAGGUUCAGACGCUCGAGAUGGAAAGUGAGUACUCGGUGCUGGAGUCGGCCGGCAUGGGCGGCGGCGCGGUGUCGGCGGCGUGGUGGGCCGCGGCGCGCGCCCCUUCCUGCGCUUCAGCACGCACACGCCGCGCUACGACAACCGCCGCGGCCAGGCCACCAUUACCGACCAUGAUGACGACGACGUGCCGCCGAUCCACGGCUUCUCUGAUGACGAGCCGCUGGUGAUCGCGUGAGCGACAACCAACAAUUGUGAUGCAACCGUGAUCUUGUCAUAACAUAGUAUUUUAUAUUUAUUGUACUAUACCUACUCUGUGGCAAUUGAGAAUGUGUUGGGCGAUUUUUGGUGAUGUGGAUGACUUACUUUUUUAAAAACAAAAUUGUCCCGUAUUUGCCAUAAAUUAUACAAUAGGAUCUUCAUUACUCAAAAAAUUGUUUAGCAAUCGAUUUGAAUAAAAUAAGAAUACGAAGAUUCCCUUGUCGCAUUCUGAAUUGCCAAUUACCUUAUUUUAUAUUUAUUGUAUGAUACAUACGCGUUUAGAUCAACAUGUGAAUUUCGAGGUUGUUCGUAGUCACAAAAAAAUCUUAGCGAGAAAGUACAGGUAUUUUCCAUAAUUUAGACAAUGAAAUAGAAAAUCUAUAUAAGUAUUUUUAUAUUCAAUAAAUUAUGCCCUAAGUAUUAUUACGUUACUGUGUUUAGUUCUUAUGAAGUCGUCGGCAGUUUCACUUCAGGUAAAGUGCGUUGAAGUGAAUCCGCCGACGAAACAAACGGGCUGUAAUUUGUAAGACUUGUUUAUUGUAUGUUAUUGAUAAAAACAUUUUAUUUCGCGCUAUUUUCUAAAUUGUUAUAGUUAAUAUAACCACAUCUAUCUCACUCAUUGUUAUUCGAGUUCGACACCAAAGAGCGUUUUAUGUAUUAAGUACAAUUCAUUAAUUUAUAAAUUUAAACGUGUUGAACUUUGUUGUAGUGAAAUUUCAUUUGAUAUGUUCGCGUAGGAUCUCGACAUUCCCAAUGUUUAGUAGUUAAUGUUUAGUUCCUAGUGCCACUAGUGCGGAGUCGUGGUGUUUGCUCAGAAUUAAUUGUCGAAACGAUCAAGCUGGUCUCGCACAUAAAAUGUAAACGUGAUUAAAAUAAAAUUAAAAAAGUA
This is a messenger RNA of Manduca sexta (tobacco hornworm), 7474 nucleotides long. Its product is annotated as sortilin-related receptor. Gene Ontology annotation, molecular function: protein binding. Gene Ontology annotation, cellular component: Golgi apparatus; membrane. The transcript has 29 exons. Bases 96 to 6554 code for a protein of 2152 amino acids. The record is from RefSeq and is a predicted model, not a curated record. Lineage: Eukaryota; Metazoa; Arthropoda; Insecta; Lepidoptera; Sphingidae. Gene Ontology annotation, biological process: post-Golgi vesicle-mediated transport.